Seriola dumerili (greater amberjack) is the source of this 2935-nucleotide messenger RNA. It is a transcript of the gene tacr3l, whose product is annotated as neuromedin-K receptor-like. Lineage: Eukaryota; Metazoa; Chordata; Actinopteri; Carangiformes; Carangidae. Gene Ontology annotation, biological process: positive regulation of flagellated sperm motility; G protein-coupled receptor signaling pathway. The record is from RefSeq and is a predicted model, not a curated record. Gene Ontology annotation, molecular function: tachykinin receptor activity. Gene Ontology annotation, cellular component: plasma membrane; sperm midpiece.
UUAACACUCUUGCGCGUAUGUUGCACACCAAGGGUGCCAAAGUGGUUUAUGUCGCCUUCCAGCAGCGGGCUGACACAGACCCGACUGGGGGAAACUUGAGGAAUGGCCUCUGAACGGGUUGGGUCCAAUUCAACCCGAAAUCUGACCAACCAGUUCGUGCAGCCGGCGUGGCGCAUCGCGCUGUGGUCGGUGGCUUACAGCACCGUGCUGGCAGUGGCCGUUUUCGGGAACUUGAUUGUGAUUUGGAUCAUUCUGGCGCACAAGCGGAUGAGGACCGUGACCAACUAUUUCCUGUUGAACUUGGCUUUCUCUGAUGUCUCGAUGGCCGCUUUCAACACGCUUAUCAACUUCAUCUACGCGGCUCAUGGAGAGUGGUACUUUGGAGAGGUGUACUGCAGGUUUCACAACUUCUUCCCGGUCACCGCUGUGUUCGCCAGCAUCUACUCUAUGACUGCAAUAGCCAUCGACAGGUACAUGGCCAUUAUCCACCCUCUGAAGCCUCAUCUGUCGGCGAAGGCCACUAUGGGAGUCAUCAUCUGCAUCUGGAGUCUGGCCGUGGUUCUGGCCUUCCCUCUCUGCUACUUCUCCACCACAAAAACUCUGCCUCACAGGACCCUCUGCUAUGUGGCCUGGCCCCGCAUGGCCGACGACCCCUUCAUGUAUCAUAUUAUAGUGACAGUUCUGGUCUACCUGCUGCCUUUAGUGGUGAUGGGCAUCACUUACACCAUCGUGGGGGUGACGCUGUGGGGAGGGGAGAUCCCGGGAGACUCAUCUGAUAAUUAUCAUGGACAGCUCAGAGCCAAACGGAAGGUAUAAACACCAUGUUUAUUUCAUAUGGUAUCGACCUUUGCCCUCUCCUGGCUUCCCUAUCAUGUCUUCUUCAUUGUGACGGGUCUUAACAAGCGUUUGAGCAAGUGGAAGUACAUCCAGCAGGUUUACCUGUCAGUGCUGUGGCUGGCAAUGAGCUCCACCAUGUACAACCCCAUCAUCUACUGCUGCCUCAACAACAGGUUCCGCACUGGUUUCAAGCAGGUUUUCCGCUGGUGUCCUUUUGUGAGGGUCUCGAGCUAUGAUGAGCUACAGCUCCAAAAUACAAGACUUCGACCGGGUCACGAGAGCAGCAUGUGCACCCUCUCUCGGGUUGACACCAGCAUCCUCAGCAAAGACAAGAGCACUUGUUCUGUGGUAACCGGUCAAGACUCAACUCUGAGCCCAAUAAUGAAGACGGUUAGUUUCUCCAGGUGACACACUCCAGGUGAAUUCUCACUGGGUUUUAUUUUAUUAUGUAUUUUGAGUUGACAAAUGCUGAUUUUAGUGGUUCUUGUUGUUUACUCAUAAAGCCAAUAAAUAUUAAUCAAUUUGGAUUAGUGUGGUGAAAUCUGGGAAUAGUGUUCAUUUUUACACUACAAAAGCGGUUUUCAGUCUGUGAGGUGUGCCUCCUUCGGAGAGCAUGGGAGAGUUGAAGAUAUGUUUUGGAGCACAUUUUAUCUAAAAAGAAAAAAAGUUACAUACUCCAGUUUAAGGGUAUUUUAAUCUGAAACCAUACAUGAUACGCAUCAUUUUAGAAUAUUGUGACUUACACUUUCCGAGGAUGUCAUUAUCUCUGAACAUUGCCUGAGAAUUCUUGAGUUUUCUUUAUCGUCAAAGUAAUGCAGUGAUAGUUUUCUGUAAAUCCAUGGGUACACUCUAAACAAGAGCUGCUAAGAGCUUAUUCUGCAUACUUGUAAUGAUGCCAGUUUCCUGUAAAGAAAUACAGGCUAACUAAUCAGGCUGAUUUUGUUGCAAUAAGCAUACACUGAAUCCAUGGCAACAUUAUACUGCCCAUGUUGGAGGAGGGGUAGGAGAUCGGGUGGCAGUUAUCUCACCUUUAUUCUGAUUGUGGAUCCCCAGUGCUAUUAGACUUUGCAAACCCCUGCACUACACCAACACUUGGGCCUUGUGUACAGUUGAUUUUUAGCUCUCUACAGUGUGUCUGAGUGAGGAAUGUCAGCAGUGAUGGAGAUCUGUUUUUCACUUUAUCAAAACUGAUCAAUACAUUUUGAAUUGUUUUGACAAAUAGUGUUAUACAAAAUAUGAUAUCUUCUGACAUGCUGUUUUUUGAUUUGAAAAGUUCAUUUGUUUUUAGUCAUAAAAUGCUGCUGUUCGUAAGUUAGAAAUCUUAAUUUGUAUGUAUUGGACUUAUUUGUGUAAAUAGACCAAAUGAUGUGAGGCAAUUUUGCAAAAUCCAACCAGUCAGCAUGAGAUUAAUGUAUAUGUGGAUUUUUAACAUUGUUAUUGUAGGAAAGUGUUCAGCAUUUCAUUAACACAGCAUUUCAUUGAUUAUAUUUUCCUAAAGGGAUGAUGUGUAUAUAUGCUUGUGUACUGCACCUUAUUGGGUUUGAUUAAUUUUGAUAAUCAUUUAAAAACUAUUGAUGUUUUGGUAAAAUAUGGUUGGUGGUUUGAGCGAACAUAUUUUAAAUGUCUGAAUUAUAUUUAUAUAUUUUAGAUGUUUCUGAUAUGUUUUUAUUUUAUUUUUGUGUCAUACAAAGGUCCAUUAUUCAAUACUGCUUCUCAGAGACCUCUGUAAGAACAAGUACCUAAACUAUAAGUGACAUUUCUGUUUUGUUGGUAAGGUAACUGACUGAGCUCAAAGGCAUUCACUUGUCACACAUCAUAAUAUUUGCUAAGCUGCGUUUGCCAUUUUGUAAUCACAUUUGUUUAAUAUUCACAGCACGCUAUUAUAUAACAUAGUAUAUGUAUUUGAUUAAAUGCUGUACUUACUGUAGACAUACUGUGUAUUUAAUGCCAUCAGACCAUUACUCAGUGGAUUACAUCAACAAUAACUGCAGCAUUGCUGCUCACCCUGUUUCUCUUAGCUGGAGAAAGCAUGUGCCAUUUUAAAAUGUACUUUUUUGGGGCUUAUAAGAGUUACUAUUUACUGUAUCUAUGAUUUUUA